Messenger RNA from Peromyscus eremicus (cactus mouse), 2413 nucleotides. It is a transcript of the gene Avpr1a, whose product is annotated as arginine vasopressin receptor 1A. The transcript is spliced from 2 exons. Gene Ontology annotation, molecular function: peptide binding; vasopressin receptor activity. The record is from RefSeq and is a predicted model, not a curated record. Gene Ontology annotation, biological process: G protein-coupled receptor signaling pathway; regulation of systemic arterial blood pressure by vasopressin; positive regulation of vasoconstriction. Lineage: Eukaryota; Metazoa; Chordata; Mammalia; Rodentia; Cricetidae. Gene Ontology annotation, cellular component: membrane. The coding region runs from base 261 to 1538 and encodes 425 amino acids.
UCCUGAGACAGCCAAAGAGUGUAUUGGGAGUGCGGAGUGUGGGAAGCUCUAGCAGCUUCCCUGCUCCGGGGCAGCACGGACAGGCGCGAACAUCCCACCCCAAACCGCUCGCCCUGCGCUGCUGGGAUUGCGCAGCCAAGAGAUCGAAGGGAGGGAGGACAGCCAGCGGAGCUUAGGACAAGGGUCUCCGGGUCCUCGGAGGCAGGAAGGAAGCAGCCCACGCCGGACAGCCCCCCCCCCCCAGGUGCUGCACCGACAGCAUGAGUUUCCCGCGAGGUUCCCACGAUCCGGCGGCCAACAACUCCAGCCAGUGGUGGCCUCUGAGCGCCGAGGAUGCCAACAGCAGCCGGGAGGCAGCAGCGGGGCUGCUCCAGGAAGGUAACGACCCUCCCGGGGAUGUGCGCAACGAGGAGCUGGCCAAGCUGGAGAUCGCCGUGCUGGCGGUGAUUUUCGUGGUGGCCGUGCUGGGCAACAGCAGUGUGCUGCUGGCGUUGCAUCGCACGCCCCGCAAGACAUCCCGCAUGCACCUCUUCAUCCGACACCUCAGCCUGGCAGACUUGGCGGUCGCCUUCUUCCAAGUGUUGCCGCAGCUGUGCUGGGACAUCACCUACCGCUUCCGCGGGCCGGAUUGGCUGUGCCGCGUGGUGAAGCACCUGCAGGUGUUUGCCAUGUUCGCGUCCGCCUACAUGCUGGUGGUCAUGACCGCCGACCGCUACAUCGCGGUGUGCCACCCGCUCAAGACCCUGCAGCAGCCCGCACGCCGCUCGCGCCUCAUGAUCGCCGCCUCUUGGGUGCUGAGUUUCCUACUGAGCACGCCGCAGUACUUCAUCUUCUCCAUGAUCGAAAUCGAGGUGAACAACGGUACCAAAACCCAAGACUGCUGGGCUACCUUUAUCCAGCCCUGGGGUACCCGUGCCUACGUGACCUGGAUGACCAGUGGUGUCUUCGUGGUACCUGUGGUCAUCUUGGGUACCUGCUACGGCUUCAUCUGCUACCACAUCUGGCGCAACGUCCGUGGGAAGACGGCGUCGCGGCAGAGCAAGGGCAGCAAGGACUCUGGGGACACCCCAGGUCCCUUCCACAAGGGGCUUCUGGUCACGCCUUGUGUCAGCAGCGUGAAGACCAUUUCCCGUGCCAAGAUCCGCACAGUGAAGAUGACCUUUGUGAUCGUGACUGCCUACAUCCUCUGCUGGGCGCCUUUCUUCAUCGUCCAGAUGUGGUCCGUCUGGGAUGACAAUUUCAUCUGGACCGAUUCAGAAAACCCCUCCAUCACCAUCACAGCGCUACUAGCCUCCUUGAACAGCUGCUGCAACCCCUGGAUAUACAUGUUUUUUAGCGGCCAUCUCCUGCAAGACUGUGUCCAAAGUUUUCCAUGCUGCCAAAGCGUGGUGCAGAAAUUCACCAAGGACGACUCGGACAGCAUGAGCAGAAGGCAGACUUCUUACUCGAACAACCGAAGCCCCACAAACAGCACAGGGAUGUGGAAGGACUCGCCUAAAUCGUCCAAGUCCAUCAAAUUCAUCCCUGUUUCCACCUGAGCCGCACAGCCUUGCAGCCUGACUCUUGGGGCAGGGGGUGGGGGAGGGGGCUUUUUGGUCCAUUAUCUAAAUCCGGCUAGAGAUCAUAAGAGCAGAUGGCUUUAUGUGAGAUAGCCACAAAUCAGCUCAACACAUACAUUGUUUCUACCUGUGUUUUCCUCACUGCUGUGACCAAAGGGGGAAUUAUUUUUGCAUAGACUAUUACUGAAAAUGUGUGACACUAAAAUGUGUAGGCCUGGCUCAUAACCAUACUGACUUUAUAUUUUGUGGUUGAUGUUUUUUUUUUUUAAUUGUAUUUUUAUUUCUGACCUAAGUGAGGUUUGAUCGGUUUAAGUCAUGUGAUGUGUACUGUUUCUCAACAAAGUGAACUUGUGAUUUAAAAAGACCCGGUGUCGCUGUCAAUUUGUACAAUGUAAAAUGUAGCAAGAGGUAGAGGAGGUUUUGGCUGAGAAUGAAAAGGAGAUAACUUGGUACCUGGCAGUCCUUCCUUUGCCAUCCUGGUAUUCUAUCGGCUCUGAAAAACAUGCUACUAAGAGGCUAAAGGAUUGACAGUGUCAUGGACAGGCCAGUAAUUUGUAUAUAAGGGAUGCCACACUUUAUGGAGGCACAGAAGAGAAAGUGUCUACAGACAUUCUCCUGGAUGUUUUAAACGUACAUUGACCAGCAUCAAAAGGUACCCUGUGCUAUGCCAGAUGGUAACACUCCGUACCUACACAGUGACUCCAGAUACAGAGCUUGCAAAACGUCUCCUAGAGUAACUCCAGACAUAAGACACUCACAACAAGUUUGAUUUAAAGCAGUUUUCUUCCUGUUUCCAGUCCACACAACGAGUUCAGAACAAAAAGGAUGCAGAGAUAUAGGGAAAUGAGAGACAG